This is a messenger RNA of Callorhinchus milii (elephant shark), 638 nucleotides long. Its product is annotated as NACHT, LRR and PYD domains-containing protein 3-like. Bases 1 to 396 code for a protein of 131 amino acids. Gene Ontology annotation, cellular component: cytoplasm. The transcript has 3 exons. Lineage: Eukaryota; Metazoa; Chordata; Chondrichthyes; Chimaeriformes; Callorhinchidae. The record is from RefSeq and is a predicted model, not a curated record.
AUGUGUAUUGUGUUGGUACACCAUAUUCCCUGUGUUUGUGUCCCUGUGUCCAGGUUGGGGUACAAUAAUCUGGGAGAUUGUGGAGUGAAGCGACUGUGUGAGGCUCUGAGGAACCCGGAGUGUAAAAUACAGAGUCUGUGGUUGGACAGUAACAGUCUGACCGAUGGCUGCACUGAUGAUGUGGUCUCCGCUCUCAGUACAAACCGCUCACUGAGGUUCCUGUACCUGAGGUCUAACUCCUUCACAGACGGCUCUGUCUCCGCUCUCCGCCGCCUCAUACAGACCUGCACCAGUCUGGGAGGGAUCGGGCUGUGGGGGAAUGGGUUCAGUUCAGACGGAGAGAAUCAGCUGAAGUCACUGCGGGGAAUCAGAGCUGAGCUGUUAGUGGAUGUGUGACACUGACUGAGGCAGUGACUGUCCACACAGUCUGUGUAAUAUGGAAUAUAUUCUGGACACUGUAGUGACUGAUUAUUAAAGAUGUUGAUCCUGAUUCUUCUCACAUCUCUGCUCUGGGGACCGUUAUUGACACACACCGCCUACGGCCGUGCGGGCGGCUGGAGAGCCCCGACCCUCAGUCACUGCUAAACUGCUGUAAGCGACCACAACUGAUGCACUUUCUCUCACAGUCUCUCUCUCUC